This is a messenger RNA of Trichoderma gamsii, 297 nucleotides long. RefSeq lists its product as hypothetical. Bases 1 to 297 code for a protein of 98 amino acids. Lineage: Eukaryota; Fungi; Ascomycota; Sordariomycetes; Hypocreales; Hypocreaceae. The record is from RefSeq and is a predicted model, not a curated record. The transcript is spliced from 2 exons.
AUGUUCAAUUUUUCUUCCGUCAAUGCGGGAAAAGGGAAACUCACUACUACUCCUGGACCUUGUUUCGGUCUGACAGGAGGCUCUUCGGAGAUCUCGGUCAAUAACCCAAGCAACCAAAUAAGCUGCUGUCCCUUGCAGUGCGCGCCCGCGUCCGUGCAGAUUAGUAGUGCCCGUCGAUCCGCUUCGUCGUCAUUGUCUUGUCUUGGACCACGCACCGCCGAUCAAUUGCCUUCUGAGGGAGUUCGUCGCCAAAAACACACCCCAGUGUUAUCCAUGUCUCGUCACUGGGGAAGAUAG